AGCGCGCCGAAGAGCGAGCGCAAUGCUGCCACUACCGCCAUGCAGUGUUGCCAAGACGGCGGAGGCUGGCCAGAGGGAGCAGAAGACUCGGCCUCGAAAAUAUCCUUUAGUGGUUCCUCUGGCUCUAAUGAUUUGUUUCCUGCUUUGACAAGUUGAGGUGUGGAACGGUCCUUAGGUUUUUCUAAUUAUGGCGUUACUUGGAUAUCAGCUGGCCAAAACUUUUCGAGGAGUCGGUGGAAUCAUUUCGAGAUGUUUUAACCAAGGUAUGCUGCCAAACACUCAGAGCUUGUUACCUCAGUCAGCUGUCAUAAACACACAAUGUGGCACUGGUUUGCUGGGCAGGUGCAUGGCCUCACUCGCUCAAAUGCACCGCAAUGGCCCUGUAAUCAAGGUUCGCCCUUGCAGAAACCCAUUGCAGGGCCAGCCCUUUGCUAAAGCAAUUGUCAUCAGACCCGUGAUAAGGAAACCUAAGAAACCAAAUUCAGCCAAUAGAAAGUGUGUUGUAGUCAAACUUUCAAAUGGCAGAGAGUGCACUGCGUAUGUCCCCGGAGAGGGUCACAAUUUACAGGAACAUAAUGUGGUUCUAGUGAGGCAAGGACGACUUCAGGACUGUCCUGGUGUAAAGGUCAAAUGCGUGCGUGGAAAGUUUGAUUUACCUCAUGUUAUCAAGAGAUCUGUCUGAAGAUUUCUUUGCAUUAUGAAAUAGACAUAAGAAGGGAACUACAGGUAUAGUUUAUAAUUAUUUUUUUUCCUGUUUUAAAAACUGAAAAUACAUAUUUAGUGUCAG
Messenger RNA from Thrips palmi, 787 nucleotides. Its product is annotated as 40S ribosomal protein S12, mitochondrial. The record is from RefSeq and is a predicted model, not a curated record. The transcript is spliced from 5 exons. Gene Ontology annotation, biological process: translation. Gene Ontology annotation, cellular component: ribosome; small ribosomal subunit. Bases 188 to 682 code for a protein of 164 amino acids. Gene Ontology annotation, molecular function: structural constituent of ribosome. NCBI's taxonomy places the organism in Eukaryota, Metazoa, Arthropoda, Insecta, Thysanoptera, Thripidae.